This is a messenger RNA of Perca fluviatilis (European perch), 1576 nucleotides long. RefSeq names its product homeobox B6b (gene hoxb6b). NCBI's taxonomy places the organism in Eukaryota, Metazoa, Chordata, Actinopteri, Perciformes, Percidae. Gene Ontology annotation, molecular function: RNA polymerase II cis-regulatory region sequence-specific DNA binding; DNA-binding transcription factor activity, RNA polymerase II-specific. The coding region runs from base 297 to 1034 and encodes 245 amino acids. The transcript has 3 exons. The record is from RefSeq and is a predicted model, not a curated record. Gene Ontology annotation, cellular component: nucleus. Gene Ontology annotation, biological process: anterior/posterior pattern specification; regulation of transcription by RNA polymerase II.
GAGUGCGUGCGUGAGCGUGCGUAAAGACCGACAGGCUCGAGCGCUUCAUUUCGAUUCACCGGGGACCCCUGCGCGCAACAAGAGCCCCCCCAUGGGUGCAAUAGUGCAAGCGCAGACGGCGGUGAUUGGCCAGAGGUUGAUCAGAUGGUACACUUCCCCUCUGUGUUCAGUGGCACCUCACAACCCCCCCUUUCAGCAAAAACCAAAUCUCGGAUAAAGUAAUGGCAAAACCACUUGGACUAUAAAAGACAACAAAUCAUAUUCCUCCGGAGUAUAUACACCCCGUUGUCCACCCAAUGAGUUCCUAUUUUGUUAACUCUACUUUUCCCGUGUCUCUGCCGGGAGGACAGGACUCUCUCCUGGGUCAGAUACCGUUAUAUUCCUCGGGAUACACCGAUCCGUUAAGACACUACUCCAGCGCGGCCACAUAUGGAGCGGCCAACAUGCAGGAGAAGGUUUACCCGGGGUCCUACUACCAGCAGACGGGCGCAGCGGCCGCGGCCAUCUACGGAAGGGCCGGCGGCGGAGCGCCCUGCGACUACAACCCGGUCGGGACUUUCUACAAGGACGCGGAGGGCUCGUGCGCUUUCUCGAGCCGCGACGACCAGCCGCUGUUUGUCAGUCAGGAGCAGCGCAAAGCGGAGUGCCCGGAGCAGGCUGUCAGUAUGAGCAGCAGCAUCGACGACAAGUCCUCCACUCUGAUCUACCCGUGGAUGCAGAGGAUGAACGCCUGCUCCGCCGACACACCACUACAGAUUUCGAGUGCACUCUCAGGUCCAUUUGGAAACAGUGGCCGCAGGGGCCGACAGACCUACACCCGCUACCAGACUCUGGAGCUGGAGAAGGAGUUCCACUUUAACCGCUACCUGACCAGGAGGCGCCGGAUAGAGAUCUCCCACGCCCUGUGUCUGACGGAGAGACAGAUCAAAAUCUGGUUUCAGAACCGCAGGAUGAAGUGGAAAAAGGAGAACAAACUCCUCAAUCCCUCAAAGACACCCGAGGAGGAGGAGGAGCAGGCGGACAAGAAGAGCUAAAAGGACACUGAAUAAAAAGGCAUGUGUGUGUGUGUGUGUGUUUGUGCGCACACUCCCAACAUAAAAUGGUGUAUUAUUCCUUUGUAGAUAAAGUGCUGCAAAUCCCAAGUUAGAGACGUGUAGAGCGAUAGACUUUAUUUCAGUAUCUGCACGGUGAUGAUGUCUGCAUUAGAGGUUAAAAUCAGGUCCUCCUCUGUUCGUCCUUGUGCUCGUGUUUUUAUUUAGGGGACUAUGCAAAAAUCCGCCAAAAUGUAUAUACUUUUUAGUGUUUUAGUUUUUGACAAUGUUGUUACCUCAUUAUCGUAGGCCUACUGAGUUUUGUUAUUGUUAUUUUUAUGACAUUAAAAGAGGCUUUUUGUCCUUUACUGAACAUCUUGUGGUGUUAGUUGUUCUAUAAUAGUCCUUUAGGCUUGUUGUGCCAUCGACUCUUCAAUCUGUACAGAUCCGAAAUGUUACAUGUUAUUUAUUGUUGUUCACCUUGUGUUCAAUGCACCUCUGGAUAUUGUGUGCAAUAUUUUGUUUAGGAAAUUGUACAUAGAAAU